GGCUGACAUCACGGCCCCGCCGCGCCGAGCACCGGCCGAGCUGAGCUGCGGGCAGCGCUCGGAGCGGGCACACCCCACCCUCCUCCUCCUCCUCCUCCUCCUCCUCCUCCUCCUCUGCUCGCUUCUCCUCCUCCGGCGGCUCUCGGCGUCCCCGGCGCUCCCCGCUCCGCAUGCCCGUGCCGAGGCUCCUGGAGCAGCCCUGAUUCCCUGAGCUCCGCGUCCAUCCCGGGCGAUCCGGAGGCGCCCGAGCAGCCCGGGGCCGAGCAGGGCAGAGCUCCAUGAGGGACCUGCACAAGUCUGAGGUGCUGGGGAGCAAGCGCGGCCUGGGGAUGUCAUGGCGGCCGCAGUACCGCAGCUCCAAGUUCCGGAAUGUUUACGGGAAGGCGGCGAGCCGGGAGCACUGCUUCGACGGAAUCCCCAUCACCAAGAACGUCCACGACAACCAUUUCUGCGCCGUCAACGCGCGCUUCCUGGCCAUCGUCACCGAGAGCGCCGGCGGCGGCUCCUUCCUCGUCAUCCCGCUGGAGCAGACCGGCCGGAUCGAGCCGAACUAUCCCAAAGUUUGUGGUCACCAGGGAAAUGUGCUGGACAUCAAGUGGAACCCCUUCAUUGAGAACAUCAUCGCCUCCUGCUCCGAGGACACCUCGGUGCGGAUCUGGGAGAUUCCGGAGGGAGGGCUGAAGCGGAACAUGACGGAGGCGGUGCUGGAGCUGUACGGGCACAGCCGGCGCGUGGGGCUCGUGGAGUGGCACCCCACCACCAACAACAUCCUCCUCAGCGCCGGCUACGACUACAAGGUGCUGAUCUGGAACCUGGACAUCGGCGAGCCGGUGAAGAUGAUCGACUGCCACACGGACGUGAUCCUCUGCAUGUCCUUCAACACCGACGGCAGCCUGCUGGCCACCACCUGCAAGGACAAGAAGCUGCGCGUGGUGGAGCCGCGCUCCGGGAGGGUCCUGCAGGAGGCCAGCUGCAAGAACCACCGCGUCAACCGCGUGGUUUUCCUGGGAAGCACCAAACGGCUUCUGACCACGGGAGUGUCCCGCUGGAACACCCGGCAGAUCGCCCUCUGGGACCAGGAAGAUUUAUCCAUGCCUUUGAUCGAGGAGGAGAUCGAUGGGCUCUCGGGGCUCCUCUUCCCGUUCUACGACGCUGACACCCACAUGCUGUACCUGGCUGGGAAGGGUGACGGCAACAUCCGGUACUACGAGAUCGGCUCGGAAAAGCCCUACCUGAGUUAUCUCAUGGAAUUCCGCUCGCCGGCUCCGCAGAAAGGACUGGGGGUGAUGCCGAAGCACGGCCUGGAGUUCCUGGAAGUUUUCCGUUUCUAACUCUCACUGGGGCUCUGGCGUUCAGGGGUUCUGGAACAGAUUCCCAGAUCCCAUUGCUUUUCUCUCUUCCCAUUUUCCCAGUCGGAGACGUACCAGGAGGACAUUUAUCCCAUGACUCCGGGCACGGAGCCAGCCCUGACCCCGGACGAGUGGCUCAGUGGGGUCAACAGAGAUCCCAUCCUGGUGUCGCUGAAGGAGGGGUACAAGAGGAAUUCCAAGAUCGUCUUCAAGGCGCCGGUGAGGGAGAAGAAAAGCGUGGUGGUCAACGGGAUCGACCUCCUGGAGAACGUCCCGCCCCGCACGGAGAACGAGCUGCUCCGGAUGUUCUUCCGGCAGCAGGACGAGAUCCGGCGGCUGAAGGACGAGCUCUCGCAGAAGGACAUUCGGAUCCGGCAGCUGCAGCUGGAAUUAAAGAACUUCCGGAACAGCCCCAAGAACAAUUGACUCCAGGGAUGUUUUCUAAAGAAAUUCCUUUGUUUCUUACUCCUGAAUUCCUCGGAUCCACUCACCCAGAACACAAUUCCAGAGUCCGCGGCUGCCGAGAGCCUGGAAUCACGUCCUGCGUGUCUUGUCCGGCACUAAUCCCGCUCUAACCUGAUUCCUGGGAAAGCCUGGAGGCUCCCAGUAAUUCGGAGCCAUGUCCUGUCCGUUGGGAUGAGCCAGCCCGGGGCAGAUUCCCGGGAAAGCGCGACGCUUCCUUGCUAUUAAUUUUUUUUUCCUAUGCAAAAAAUGUGACAGUGGGAGCGGAACUGGAAAAGGGGCGGGAAGUGGGAAGGGCUUGAUCGUCAAAGGGAGUUUCCGUGUGGGAAUCCGGGAUCCUUCCCAUGCUGGGAAACUGGGAUCACUCCCAUGGGAGCAGGACGGGAUCCUUGCCGUGGUGGGAAACUGGGAUCGUUUCCACAGUGGGAAAUUUCCACAUGGGAUCCUUCCCAUGAUCCUUUCCCAUGCUGGGUGCCCAGGACUCUUUCCGCGGUGGGAUCCCGGGAUCUUUGCUGGGGUGGGAAAAUGGGAUCAUUCCCAUGGUGGGAGCCUGGGAUCCUUCCCAUGGGAGCAGGAUGGGAUCCUUCCCACGAUUGUAACUUGGGAUCCUUCCUGUAGUGGGAACUUGGGAUUCUUCCUGUAGUGGGAACUUGGGAUUCUUCCUGCAGCUGGAGCCUGGCAUCUGUCCCAGGAUCCUUUCCCAUGGUGGGGAACUGGGAUCAUUCCAUGAUGAGGAACUGGGAUCCUUCCAUGGGAUCAUUCCCAUGGUGGGAGCCUGGGAUCCUUCCCAUGGGAGCAGGAUGGGAUCCUUCCCACGAUUGUAACUUGGGAUCCUUCCUGUAGUGGGAACUUGGGAUUCUUCCUGCAGCUGGAGCCUGGGAUCUGUCCCAGGAUCCUUUCCCAUGGUGGGGAACUGGGAUCCUUCCAUGGGAUCAUUCCCUGGUGGAAAUUUGGGAUCCUGGGAUAUUCCUGGGGGUGCUGCCCCAUGGAUGGAGCCCAAGGGACGGAUCCUGAGGAUGGAUCCCGAGGGAUGCACCUGGAGCUCGCCAGGCUCGGCACUUUGGACAAUCCCAGGAUUGACGGGAUUUGCCUGGAGCACAGGGAAUGACACCAAAUCCCGUUGGUUUUUCCUGGAGAUCCCAAUUCCCACUCAAUCCGAGCUGCUGGAAUUCCCGGCGUGGGUCUGUCCCGUCCGUGUCCCGCGCUCCCGGCGUUCCCUGCUGCGCUCCGUGUGCUGUCCUUCCUGAUUAUUUAUGCUCCCACGGGAUAGUGAUGGAAUAAAAUCUUUUCAGGAUACCAGAA
This is a messenger RNA of Zonotrichia leucophrys gambelii, 3113 nucleotides long. It is a transcript of the gene CORO2B, whose product is annotated as coronin 2B. NCBI's taxonomy places the organism in Eukaryota, Metazoa, Chordata, Aves, Passeriformes, Passerellidae. Gene Ontology annotation, molecular function: actin filament binding. The record is from RefSeq and is a predicted model, not a curated record. The transcript has 14 exons.